GAUCCUUCUCCUGCCCCAGCCUGGAGCGGCGGCGGCGGCAGCCCUUCUGUCACGAUGCUGGCACUGCGGCUCGGCCCGGCUUUCCUGCUGCUCCUCAGCUACUGCUGCCCCGCGUCUCUCGGACAGUCGGCCGCCCCCGCCGGCUGCCCGCCCUGCGCCCCGGCUGAGUGCCCCGUGCUGCCGCCCCGGCGCUGCCCCCUGGGCAAGGUGCGCGACAGCUGCGGCUGCUGCUGGCGCUGCGCGCGCGGCGAGGGCGAGGCGUGCGCCCCCGGUGCCCUCGGAGGGGGCGCCGCCGAUUUGGGGCGCUGCGCGAGCGGCCUCGAGUGCCGCCGUCGAACCAAGGGCCGCGCGGUCGGCGUGUGCGUCUGCAAGAGCCGCUACCCGGUGUGCGGCAGCGACGGCCUCACCUACCCCAGCCCUUGCCAGCUGCGGGCGGCCAGCCUGCGCGCCGAGAGCCGUGGCGAGCGCCCCGUCGGGCAGCGCAGCAAGGGGCCUUGCGAGCAAGGACCAUCCAUCGUGACACCUCCUAAAGACAUCUGGAAUGUCACCGGGGCUCAGAUUUUUCUAAGUUGUGAAGUCAUUGGAGUUCCAACUCCAAUACUCACCUGGAACAAGAUAACAAAGGGUCAGUUCGGUGUUCAAAGAAUGGAACUUCUUCCAGGAGAUCGUGACAAUUUAGCUAUCCAGAUUCGUGGUGGUCCUGAGAAACAUGAAGUGACUGGAUGGGUGUUGAUAUCUCCUUUGAGCAAUGAUGAUGCUGGAGAAUAUGAGUGCCAUGCUUCAAAUGCUAAAGGAGAAGCCACAGCCUCUUCAAAAAUUACUGUGGUUAAUUCUUUCCAUGAAAUACCUACAAUAAAAGGUGCAGGUGCUGAUCUGUGAAAUGAGAAGAUUGAAUAUUGCUUUGGAGGAGUAGAGCUCUCUCAUUGAUGCCAAAUUUAUAUUAAUCUUCUAGAAAACUGCUGUUCUUUCCUAAACAAAUCAUGCCUCUCUAGGCACUCAUUCCUGUGCAAUUUUUGCUGAAAUACCAAUAAAGUAUUUGACAAGUGA
This is a messenger RNA of Varanus komodoensis (Komodo dragon), 1047 nucleotides long. RefSeq names its product insulin like growth factor binding protein 7 (gene IGFBP7). Gene Ontology annotation, cellular component: extracellular region. Bases 55 to 879 code for a protein of 274 amino acids. The transcript is spliced from 5 exons. Gene Ontology annotation, biological process: regulation of cell growth; regulation of signal transduction. Gene Ontology annotation, molecular function: insulin-like growth factor binding. The record is from RefSeq and is a predicted model, not a curated record. NCBI's taxonomy places the organism in Eukaryota, Metazoa, Chordata, Lepidosauria, Squamata, Varanidae.